Diuraphis noxia (Russian wheat aphid) is the source of this 1396-nucleotide messenger RNA. It is a transcript of the gene Rab3-GAP, whose product is annotated as Rab3 GTPase activating protein. NCBI's taxonomy places the organism in Eukaryota, Metazoa, Arthropoda, Insecta, Hemiptera, Aphididae. The record is from RefSeq and is a predicted model, not a curated record. Gene Ontology annotation, biological process: regulation of GTPase activity.
GUCCAAUUUGGAUGGCUAGUAGUAAAUGAAAAUAAGAGUUCUACUUCUAAGCAAGCCUUAUUUUUAAUAAUGUUUAUACCAUCUAGAGAAGUACUAGAAGUUUGGUCUAUGCAUAACUAUGAAAAAAUAUCUAUGUCUAAAGUGUCUAAAACUGGAAAGCUUUUUUACACAAAUUUUGGUUUGUUUGGAGCUCUAAGUACAUCAAGAAUGAACAUAUACAAUGCUAAUUAUCAUUGUUAUUUUAUAGAUGAAACAGAAAAUAUUACAGAAAUAAAUGUACCUUAUCACUGUAUAGAAAAUUGCUCUAACAGUCAACUUUCUCAAGAUAUGUAUACAUUUAAAACAUUCAAGUCAUUAUGUAAAAGUGAAAAUUUAGAUAAUGAAAUCCUCUGUGAAGAAGUAGUGAAGUUAGUCAAUAAUUUAAUGACUGAUAAAGUAAGGCAACAAGCAUUUGAUUAUAUUACAACCAGUAAACGCAUAACACAAAACGUUUUGGUCGCAUUUUUGAAAAACUUUCAAACAAAUUUAAAAGAAAAAAAACUAGGUGACCCUCAAAAUUAUGAUGAAAAUUUAUUGAAAAAUACUAAUAACCAUUUAAAGCUUAUAAUGUUUUUCAAAUUUUUAUCCAAUUUCCAAAAAAAGCAUCGUUUUCAAGCAUUACCUUUAUCAGCUGAAGAUAAAAUUCAAGAAUUGUGUAAAACACUUCGUUUAAGCGAUCAGGAUAUGGAUAAAAUUAUUUCUCUACUACCUAUUGAACSAAAAAAAAAAACUGUAGUGAUGUUCAGUGAAGACGUGAAAUCGAUAAAUUUAGUUGAAUUACUAUCUUAUUUUAAUACAACUGGUGAAAAUGUAUCUAUAAACAUUGAUAAAAAUGUAGAUGAAUUAUGUAAACAUAUAUUUGAACCUAUUAUGCUUUUUGAUAAUGAUAUCGGAGAAUGGAAUUCUGCAUGGAUAGCUAGUGGUAUUCAAUCAUCAGAUAUGGUUUAUUUAGCUGUUAAAUAUUGGCUAUCAAAACCUCUCACCUUAACAGUAGUAACAGAAAUGUUAAAUUUUCACAGAGUAAUUGACACAAUCUGUAAUUCUAAUGGUGUAAAAUUUGAUUGGGAAGUAAUACAAGAUCAGUUUUCGUGUAGUUCAAAUACCUUUGCUUGUUUUACUGGAGCUWUAAUUUGUAAAACAAUUGCAUCUAGUAGAACAACAGUCAAUGUUAGCAAUGAAUGGGAAUGUAUYUCUGGAAAUGACUAUCAAUGGAAUAUAUUAAUUGAAAGACUUGAGCAGUUGUGCCAUCUCAAUGCAACAUUAAAAUAUUGUUCAAMACAACCAGUUGGAACACUUCACUGUUUAAAAUAUGAAUACUCAUCGAUUACACUAAUAGAUUUACURCAACUUGGACGUG